AUGGUUUCGGCUACCCACGGAUGGCGGCGGCCUUGCAGUGACGUCUGGGAGGCAAAACACCACUACAGCGGCGGUUCAAGCACUGUCCCGCACCGCGGAGACAAUGCGCAGGGGGUGCAGGUGGAGUGCGGAGAGACGGCCGCGGGCUGGGAUCACCGCGCUAGUGUGCCCUACAGUGGGCAAAUACAGGCUUGUGCUCCUCCAAUCACUGUGCACUAG
Sporothrix schenckii 1099-18 is the source of this 219-nucleotide messenger RNA. RefSeq lists its product as uncharacterized. The transcript has a single exon. Lineage: Eukaryota; Fungi; Ascomycota; Sordariomycetes; Ophiostomatales; Ophiostomataceae. The coding region runs from base 1 to 219 and encodes 72 amino acids. The record is from RefSeq and is a predicted model, not a curated record.